Messenger RNA from Lemur catta (Ring-tailed lemur), 4747 nucleotides. RefSeq names its product calcitonin receptor like receptor (gene CALCRL). The transcript has 16 exons. Gene Ontology annotation, cellular component: plasma membrane. The record is from RefSeq and is a predicted model, not a curated record. Gene Ontology annotation, molecular function: adrenomedullin receptor activity; calcitonin gene-related peptide receptor activity; calcitonin receptor activity. Bases 525 to 1916 code for a protein of 463 amino acids. Lineage: Eukaryota; Metazoa; Chordata; Mammalia; Primates; Lemuridae. Gene Ontology annotation, biological process: angiogenesis; adenylate cyclase-activating G protein-coupled receptor signaling pathway; cell surface receptor signaling pathway.
AAUCUGACAACACUUCCAAUCUACUCAGAACAACCCCUCUCUCUCCAGCAGAGUGUCACCUCCUCCUUUAGGACUACCAAGCUCUGCUAAGUGGAUCUCAUCCUGCCUACAGGAUCCUGUUGCAAGGCUUUCACUCUUCUCCUUGCCUGGGUGUAAAUCUCUUCUGCUGAAUCUCAGAAAAUCAAAUUCCAUCCUGAGAAUAUUUUACCAAGAAUUUCCUUAGGAGCUGUGCUGGGGUCCUACGAUGAUACACCAACCACUUGUGCUGCCUCCUGUCAAAACUUUGGAUGGCCCUACUUUCAGGUCAUGACCUCUGGAUUUAAGAAAUUCUUAAAGUCAAUGUCGAAUAUGAUCUAAGAGAAAAUGUGAUUUGAGUCUGGAGACAAUUGUACAUAUUACCCAAUAAUAAAAACCCAGGAUAGCUGAUAGAAGAAAAAACAAUUAUUUGGAAGAUUGCUGCAGUUCAAAAGAAAAGCUGAUUCUGGUUUGAUUUAUAUUAUAUAACAUAUUUCAUUUUGGCUUUAAUGAUGGAGAAAAACUGUAUCCUGUAUUUUUUGUUCCUUUUGCCUUUUUUUAUGAUUCUUAUCAGAGCAGAAUCAGAAGAAGAAAGCCUUGAUGACUUCACUAAGUUGGGGGUUACUAGAAAUAAAAUCAUGACAGCUCAAUAUGAAUGUUACCAAAAAAUUAUGCAAGACCCCAUUCAACAAGCAGAAGGAGUUUACUGCAACAGAACCUGGGAUGGAUGGCUGUGCUGGAAUGACGUUGCGGCAGGAACCGAAUCAAUGCAGCUCUGCCCUGACUACUUUCAAGACUUCGAUCCCUCAGAAAAAGUUACAAAGAUCUGUGACCAAGAUGGAAACUGGUUUAGACAUCCAGCGAGCAACAGAACAUGGACAAAUUAUACCCAGUGUAAUGUGAACACACACGAGAAAGUAAAGACUGCACUGAAUUUGUUUUACCUGACUAUAAUUGGACAUGGAUUAUCUAUUGCAUCACUGCUUAUCUCACUUGGCAUUUUCUUUUAUUUCAAGAGCCUAAGUUGCCAAAGGAUUACCUUGCACAAGAAUCUGUUCUUCUCCUUCGUUUGUAACUCUGUUGUAACAAUCAUUCACUUCACUGCCGUGGCCAACAACCAAGCCUUAGUAGCCACAAAUCCUGUUAGUUGCAAAGUGUUCCAGUUCAUUCAUCUUUACCUGAUGGGCUGUAAUUACUUUUGGAUGCUUUGUGAAGGCAUUUACCUACACACACUCAUCGUGGUGGCCGUGUUUGCAGAGAAGCAACACUUGAUGUGGUAUUAUUUUCUUGGCUGGGGAUUUCCACUGAUUCCCGCUUGUAUUCAUGCUGUUGCCAGAAGCUUAUAUUACAAUGACAACUGCUGGAUCAGUUCUGAUACCCAUCUCCUCUACAUUAUCCACGGCCCAAUUUGUGCUGCUUUACUGGUGAAUCUUUUUUUUCUAUUGAAUAUUGUACGUGUUCUCAUCACCAAGUUAAAAGUCACGCACCAAGCAGAAUCCAAUCUCUACAUGAAAGCUGUGAGAGCCACUCUUAUCCUGGUGCCACUGCUUGGCAUUGAGUUUGUGCUGAUUCCAUGGAGACCAGAAGGAAGGAUUGCAGAGGAGGUAUAUGACUACAUCAUGCACAUCCUUAUGCACUUUCAGGGUCUUCUGGUCUCUACAAUUUUCUGCUUCUUUAAUGGAGAGGUUCAAGCAAUUCUGAGAAGAAACUGGAAUCAAUACAAAAUCCAAUUUGGAAACAGUUUUUCCCACUCAGAUGCUCUCCGUAGUGCAUCUUACACGGUGUCAACAAUCAGUGACAUUCCAGGUUAUAGUCAUGACUGUCCUAGUGAACACUUAAAUGGGAAAAGCAUCCACGAUAUUGAAAAUGUUAUGUUAAAACCAGAAAAGUUAUAUGAUUGAAAAUAGAGAGAUCAUUGCCUAACUGUGUGUGCCACUUCUAACUCAAGGACUUGGAUACAUGACUUUACACCCAGAAGACUUCAGUAUUAAAUGAAUUUUUUGAAUGUCAUAAAGAAAAGCAUCACAUGGAAUUAGUAGUGUGUUUAAAUGUGUAACAACCAGCUCUAUGCAGGGGAAAAAAUUCCUGAUUUAUAAUGUUUUACAGUAAAUACUCUCACUGUGACUGAUGUCAAGCUACCAAACUGAUUAUGGAAUUGGAGAAAAGAUAAGCCCAAUCAACUCUUGCUAGCUGGUGUGAGCCAGUUCCUGCACGACACUGCAUAAAUUCACAAUGAAUGACUGUAAAACUUCAUAUACACAUUGGGCAUGAUUCUACUCUUGUUGCCUGAAGAGACCUAGCUAAGGCCUACAGACAGAAGGAAAAAUUAGUUUUUUGAUUGUUUGCUUUAAAAAUCUUUAUCCCACCUCCAUUGGAGCAACUGAAUUUUUUGCCCAGAAAGUACUCUAGUCCUUUUCGUAAUUACCUUCUCAAAUGGCCCAAAGAGUGAACUAUCCCUGUUGGCUUACUCUCUUUUAUUUCAGAAAAACAAUUGAGCAGAAUUGCUGUGAGCUACUCAUUUGCUGAUACAUCACAGUUAUACCCCAUGUCAUAUCCCUUUUUGAGACUUGGUGAACAGGAUAUAUGAUCUUCAGUCCUAAUUCUGUAUCAUUAGGAAGACACCUUGGUUGAUGCUAUAAAACACCUUGUCAGCCACUUCCUGUCUGACUACACAAGUGGGAGGAAAUCAAUUUCCCAGUAUCUGUAAAUAGACACUUUACCCCUACCAUUUCUACUGUGUAGACAAAUUAGCAAUCAUUUUAGUACAGGAAAUCAAUGAAAGAUUUCUUAUUUUCUUGGAAUUUUGUAAAAAAAAAAAAAAUUGUUGUGAAAAAUGAGCUUGUAAAUACUCCAUUAUUUUAUUUUAUGGUUUCAAAAUCAAAUACACACAACUUAGGUAAUUUUUGAAAAGCACAUAUAUAAUACAACAAUAUACACAUAUUAAUAUCUGAUACUGUAUCUGGGCUGAUUUUAUAAUAAAAUAGAGUCUGGAAUUCUAUAUUUGGUAAAUAUUUUAAAGACAACCAGAUGCCAGCAUCAGAAAUUUAAGAACUGAGAAAACAGAAACAUCUAUAAUAAGAUAUAAAAUAUUUAUUUUAAAAAUAUAAGGCCAUUAUUUUAUUGAAUUUUUUUUUUUGGUGAUUCACACUUUAAUCAAGGUGUGCUUGACAUAUUUCUCCUUUUAUUUUGACGAAGAACUCACAUUCUAAUCCAGAAAUUUUAAACAACUACUGUAAUAAAUGCCAACCUUCUACUCUUACGGAUUUUACCCUAUUAAACUAUUACUUUACUGACUUUUACUAUAUGAAGAUAUAUGGCUUUGGAAAUGUCCCAGGUUAUUCAAGGAAAAAAAAGCCUAGAGGAAUACAGUAUAUAUCAUAUACAAUGUUUUAAUCUUUUAAUAGAGCUACUGUAUAUGAUCAUACAAACCAUUGAAAGACUUGAAUAUAUCAUCGAGGAAGAAUUGUUAUCAGAUGUUUAUGGAUUAAAUAAAGAUGGAAGAAAGCCUUGCUAAUGAAUUAAAGUGACAUUUAAGUGGUAUUCAGUUUCUCUGAUGUUGUUUUUCACUAAAAUCUCUAAAGAACAAGAAUGACUUCAAUUAUUAAAAGUUAAUUUUGGAAGUCAUUAUGUAUAUCUGUUUUUGAAGUGUGUCAAUCUGUUUAAAAUUGAUUAAACUAAUGAAAUAGUCACCAUAAAUUUUAUCUUAAGCUGUCAAUAGAUAAUGAAUUCAGAAGUCAGUUGAAAUUGACAAGAAAUAUUAUCUAAAGUGGUAAGAAUUAACAUUAAUUGGUCUAGUCAAUACAUUUAAUAUAUAAUUUAUCUAUACAUGUAUAGGUAUUUAGUUUCAAAUUUAUGGAUUUCAUAGCAAGCUUUCAUAAAAAGGAACAUAGACUGUUCUGGACUUUCAACUGCCUAAUUAUACAAAAACUCCUUUUAGUAAACUCAAUUCUUAGCUGUUUAUUAUUCAAAGACAGAAAUUCAAAUCCUUUGCUACAAUGUUCACAUAUUUCAGCAUUCUUCUAGACAAACUGUCAAGUCUCAACCAUAAAUGACAGUAAGAAAAUGUUGAAUUAUCAGAGAACAUCAUAUUAAAAUGAUAUUAUCAUUUUCAAGUAUUUUUGUUGUGUUUUUGUCAUAUUAAGUUUAGAUCAGAUUUCUUUUAUAGCUAGCGUUCAUCUAUUGUACAGCCGUCAGGUAUACCAGUCAGUUCAUGAUUAAUCAGUGUUAAUUUUGUACCCAUAUAUUUUUAGGAGUAAUAUUUUUAAAUAUUAGAUUUAUCUAAAGCCGAAGUGCUAAUUAAGAUCUUUGUAUCAUACUGGUAAGGAAAAGUAAAUCUGAUACUUUUUAAAAGCAAACUUCUUUGGUAUCUAAAAACUAAGUUCGGGAAUUUCUAGCUUUUAAAAUGUGGAUCUGCCAUAUUCUGCAAUUACUUGUGAAAGUCAUAUAUUAAUUUUCUAAAAAUUUAAAUCCGUUUUUCUAAAGUUCUUUUCCAGUGCAUUUAUUCAUAAAAUAUCUAUUCUGUAAUUUACUGUUUGUUUAAAUGUAAUCCAUUGUACAUAGAAUCAGUGGUAAUCAUAGUGCUGUAUUUAUUGCUUAUAGUUUUUCUUGAAAAUGUGAACUUAUUUCAAUUUUCUCUUGGUUUUAAUCUGCUAAUGGAAACCACCAUUUAUCUGUAAAAAUAUAAUCAAAAUAUUCUGAUCAAUUAAAACAACUUAUGUUUUGCCUACUUAAA